This is a messenger RNA of Theileria orientalis strain Shintoku, 693 nucleotides long. RefSeq lists its product as hypothetical. The coding region runs from base 1 to 693 and encodes 230 amino acids. The transcript has 7 exons. NCBI's taxonomy places the organism in Eukaryota, Apicomplexa, Aconoidasida, Piroplasmida, Theileriidae. The record is from RefSeq and is a predicted model, not a curated record.
AUGUUUUGUGAGGGAGGAUCAAUUUUACAUGCCACCGAUCAGAUUAAGGUUGAAGACGCAUCUUUGAAAUGUAACGACAUUGAAGAAUGCUCCUUUUUUUGUCAAACAAACGAGAAGGAUUAUAAUGUCAGUGGUACCCGUAGGAUCGGCCGGAUGAUUGAACGGGUUCUGUCUAAGGCCGGCGACGGAAUCCCUAGGUCAUCUGUCAACUGGCUAUGUUCUGGCCACAACUGGGGACGACUUUUUGUCAAGAAUGGCUGGAUAACCGGUGUGAAAGGCGAUACUAUUCGCAAAAUGAAUCCACUAUUCCAAUUUAGCAUGAAUACUAAGGCCGAAUGCGAAGAUGGUAAUCUACUCGACUCUGCUAAGAACCUCUCAGUUAACUCUUCCUGCGAACUAUGUAAAAGCAUGAAGUCUUGUACUUUUUUUACCCUGUCAUUUGUCGUUGAUGAUAAGAUGAUGUCCUUCGCAACCAUGACCAAUUUUUGCAAAGGUUCUCCAACUAAUUUAAAUGCCACCAAUGGCAACUUGUUGGCGGUUCUUCACGAGAUCGAUAAGGAAGCCUCCGAGAAGGGCGAUAGGAUCUCCAGGGAGACUGCGACUCCCGCGUACUACUACGGCGGACCCAUUACCGGCGACCACUACUACGACGACCUCAAGAGGGGCUCAGUUGUCCCAGCAACUAAGUUGUAA